Physcomitrium patens is the source of this 1921-nucleotide messenger RNA. RefSeq lists its product as uncharacterized. Gene Ontology annotation, molecular function: protein binding. The record is from RefSeq and is a predicted model, not a curated record. NCBI's taxonomy places the organism in Eukaryota, Viridiplantae, Streptophyta, Bryopsida, Funariales, Funariaceae. Gene Ontology annotation, cellular component: cytoplasm.
GUGUGUUUUCCUCGACGUGCUCUGUUUGCAACUCCCUCGAGUUGCCUCCGACGACAGAGUUAGGUCUCGGUCAAUACGAAAUUCCAGCCAUCGCCAAUCCUCACUUCCUUGUCGAAACAGUUGCGAUUGUAGUGAGGUAGAGCGUAGAAUCGCCAGUGGAGGGAAUGUCGGUGCAGGAGAUGGAGUUGAGCGACCCGGUGGAGGUCAAAGUCGAAGGCAAUGCGACGGAGUUGUUGCCUCCCGUGGCCCUUGAAGUCGUGCGCCUCGCCGAAGCCAGGGCGAAGCUGAAGGAUUUAAACCCGCGCCCGGAUCCAGUCCAAGUCGAGGAAGCGCGCAAAGCGAUUCUCCUAAUUGAGAAUUCGUUGAAGGAUCAGUCGGAGUCGGUGUUUGCCGUCCAAUGCCCCCCCGGUGAAGACCUCCAGCGCUGGAGAUCCGUUCAGUCUGAUAAGAUGAAGGCCUUGGAGGAGUCUGCGGCGAAGGGGAGAGGUCCUUAUGCAGCUCUGCUUGAAUUGGAGGAACUCCAUUUGCUGUAUGAGGAGGAAGCGAAGCAUGCCGAACUGGCUCUUGAGGGCAUCGAGAAGCCAUCUGAGAGGACGGUGGAAACUGAAAACGAGGUUGAUGAGUACGUCUCAUCGAAACUUCAAGAAGCACUCGAAAGACGACUUGAUACUCUCGUCCUCAGCAGUCAAUUACUGUCGCACGUACCCGAAUCUUUUGGCAGAAUUACGUCGCUAAUCGUUUUGAAUUUGUCCAACAAUCGCUUAGAGUUCUUGCCGGACUCUAUUGCUGGCCUUGUGAAUUUGGAAGUGCUUGACCUUCAACACAACCAGUUGAAGCUACUACCAGAUUCGAUAGGUCUACUCUCAAAGCUCAAUUCACUUGACGUGUCAGGGAAUCAAUUGAGGGUUUUGCCUGCCAGUCUUGGCCGAUGCAGCGCUCUUGUGGAGCUCAUAGCGAACUUCAACGAGCUAGAAAUGUGGCCAUCCGAUUUUGGUUUCCAGUUGUCUAACCUUCAGAUACUCCGCUUGCAUCUGAACAAAUUGACUUGCCUGCCACCAUCAGUUGGGGAGCUUCGUGCUCUGCGUGUCCUUGAUGUUCAUUUCAACAAGCUCAGAGGAUUACCGUCUACAAUUGGCAACCUUACCAACCUCUCAAUACUUGAUGUCAGCAGUAACUUCAAGGAUUUUGCCGCUUUACCAGACUCUGUAGGUGAUCUGGUUUCUCUUACAGAGCUGGAUCUUAGUUUCAACCAACUUCAUGAACUGCCAAUCUCUAUUGGUCGACUCACAAACUUGAAGAAGCUGAAGCUUGACGAAAACCCUCUGGUGGUCCCUCCAAUGGAAAUUGUGGAGCAGGGCCACGAAGUAGUUAUGAAAUAUAUGGCAGAGCUUUGGACCGAGAGCUUGAAGUCUGAAGAGGAGAAGAACCUCACCAAGAGUACAAGCUUUGGUCGUGCAUUUCAGGCAAAUACUGGCGGGGAGGGGUGGUUGCCAGCAUGGGCAGGGGGUUCAUUGGUGAACAAUUGGCUGGGGGGCUUCCUUGGGACCAAGCCAGCGUCGCACUUGAAAGACCAAAAUACUGACGACAGCUACCUCGAGCAACAGCUUUAAUCCGAUCUGCUCUUCCGUGCUCAAGAUGCCAAUGAAAAACUCUUCAGAGUGGCUUCGUUUCCUGCUUGUGACUGAGGUUCUGCACAUCUGAGAGAAAUGGUAUCGUGGAGUAUUCGUCUAUCUAUCAUCUUUCUCUUGAUAUGUCUUUGUAGAGACCAGUUUUAGUAUGUUAGAAUGAAACUCGCGACGCUGGUUUUUCGUAGUAUAAUCUAAUUUCGAAUGUCGAUAACUGGGGAGGUACCAAUUGUACAUUUCAACCCAUCUUUCAUGACAUGUAUAUAAGGAUAUGAUCUUAAAGUCUUUUGACAGCA